UAUGUAUAUCUCCCUCGACGCCACCUCCUCUUGCUCGAGUUCGGAGUGAUUGUCGAAGAAAGUAAUUGGUCGGUUCGACCGCCUGUCUCUCUAACGGAGCAGAGGGACUGAGCCUUAUAAAAGCCACUGAAAAUACAUGUCACUCGAUAGUUUUAUAACUGCACCGUGGAAGUACACUCACAAUGGAGUUACCGAAAUUAAUAAUAUUACUAUGCUGCACGUACUACAGUUUUGCAUCGGAUCAUUCCCACAUAAUUCCUGUGGAAAAAUAUGAAACAGAACUUCAGGACCUCGGACAACACGUGGAUAUACCAGAAACUCCUGUCAAAGUUGUAAAGAUAACGAAGACAAUUGCGGUUAAAAUCCCAGUACCAUAUCCAGUAAAAGUGGUAGAAAAAGUUCCGUAUCCAGUUCACGUGUCUAAGCCCUAUCCCGUGCCUGUGCCACAUAUUGUGCAUGUUCCUCAUCCCGGUAAAUCUAAAUCUUUCGGAGGACACGAGGCUAUCGACGUCAGUCAUGCAAGUCUGCAACACGGUGGUCAGGACGAUUCCCAAUACAAAGUGCAAGAUUCACCAUCCUAUGACACAUCAAGCGGCGGACAUUCAUUCGGACCAGCAGCCGGAGGACAAUAUUUCCAGGGAAACUCUAAUCACGGACAAUCGUUCGGUGCGCAUGACGACGACCAUUCUUUCGAAGGCGGCUCGUAUGAUGCCCCCAAUAGCUAUUACGGUUAUUCCGGCGACAAUGACGGACACGGUUCUUUCGAAUCGAAAAGUUACGACCUAGCUUUAAAGGAGUACCUUCAAAAACAGAAGAGCGGAGGAAACUUCCAUAACCACUAACUUUCUAAAUGAGUUUUCCGACGUGGUUAACCUAAUAUAUAUAACUUGUACAGGUACCUGACUGAAUAUUAUGCAAUAAGCAUGUUGUAAUUGCAAUACCUAAGUACAUUGUGUGAUGAAAUUAAUGGACUCGGAACGAAUAACACGUGCUUUUUGUUGUCACCUUUUGUUACUAGAUGUGUAAUAUUGUUAAUUUCGAAAUAAAUUAUUAAUACAC
This is a messenger RNA of Hyposmocoma kahamanoa, 1059 nucleotides long. RefSeq lists its product as uncharacterized. The record is from RefSeq and is a predicted model, not a curated record. NCBI's taxonomy places the organism in Eukaryota, Metazoa, Arthropoda, Insecta, Lepidoptera, Cosmopterigidae. Bases 183 to 842 code for a protein of 219 amino acids. The transcript is spliced from 2 exons.